Molecule: messenger RNA, 2843 nt
Organism: Sinocyclocheilus grahami
Lineage: Eukaryota; Metazoa; Chordata; Actinopteri; Cypriniformes; Cyprinidae
Product: arrestin domain-containing protein 3-like
Exons: 5
Coding region: 235-813 (192 amino acids)
Biological process (GO): protein transport
Cellular component (GO): cytoplasm
Source: RefSeq, a predicted model, not a curated record
UAUCACUGAUUCAUCAAUGCAGUGUUGAAGAAUGUCCAGUUAAGGUUCUUGAAUUUUAAAGUUUUGUUAUUCUACUUUGCAUAGUCUCCUCAGGCAGGAACUAAAGAAAAGACGCUGUGCUGCUGGUUUUGCACCUCAGGUCCAAUUUCCUUAAGUGCCAAAAUUGAACGGAAGGGUUAUACUCCAGGAGAGUCCAUUCAGAUCUUUGCUGAAAUUGAAAACUGCUCCUCACGUAUGGUUGUGCCAAAGGCCGCCAUUUACCAAACACAGACCUUCUUUGCCAAAGGGAAGAUGAAGGAGAUAAAACAAUUAGUGGCCAACAUCCGAGGGGAGUCACUUUCUUCUGGCAAGACGGAGACGUGGAAUGGAAAGAUGCUGAAGAUCCCGCCUGUAUCACCCUCCAUCCUUGACUGCAGUAUCAUUAGAGUGGAAUACUCACUCAUGGUGUAUGUAGACAUCCCAGGAGCCAUGAACCUGUCUUUAAACCUGCCCCUGGUGGUUGGCACCAUCCCUCUCCACCCCUUUGGUAGCCGGACAUCUUCUGUGAGCAGUCAAUGCAGCAUGACCAUGAGCUGGUUAGGCCUCCCUGAGAGGCCUGAAGCUCCUCCAGCCUAUGCAGAGGUGGUCACAGAAGAACAGAGACCGAGCUGUCUGGAAGUGUCGUCAGGGCGGGAGAACUUUGAUGGCCCGCUAUUCGCCUACAUCCAGGAGUUCCGCUUCCGACCCCCUCCACCCUACUCUGAGAUUGAUCCAAAUCCAGAUCAAGACACAUCGGCCGCGGAGCAGAGACUCGACACCUGCCCGUCACGCUGAGAAAUGCAUGGCAUGAGUCCAAAGUGAUUGGGCUCUAGGAGUUUUCACUUUUGUUUAUCUCCCGAUGACAGCAAUUGUUCACUUUGCUGUCACCACAGAGAGAAAACAAACCUCUAUGGGAAAAUCCAGAAGUAAGGGUGCAGGAAGUCACUGGCAAAUUACUCGACCCAGAUAUUCGGCCCCCGUGGAUGGGACACGCCCCGUCGGACUAAGCCUGCAGAGCUUUGUCAAAGUUGUCACUUUUCUCAUGCUUUUCAGUAAAGGUUGACAAAGAACAUGCUGGCCUUGCCCGAGAUCUGAAGAGAAAUGCAAGAAAACACUACAACCACAACCAUUCACAGUACAGCUGAGAAACGUGUCAUCCUCUUGUCUCAGUUAUUUUUUUUAUUAUUUUUUUUUUUGCACAUGUUCCUUAUCCUCACUUGGGUUUUAAGAUCACUGAUUGUUUUAUUUCAUUUUAUUUUCAGCCUUUUGGACUAAGCAAUUGCAGGCUCUCGCUUGAGCCACAAACAACACAGAGAACUGAUUCCGAGGAAUAACAGGCUGACGUAAUGCACUGAUCUUGUUUAAGCUCUUUUUGAGGUCUGUAGUGUUCAUUGAUUGUGUUUCCUCAGUCGAUAAACUACUCUUGGUAACAUGCUGUUUUGACGCUCUUGCGACAUUGCCACACCAACUCAUAACCCGAGUGUGGCUUUUGAUUUAUUUUCUUCUGUUCACAUGGACUUUAUUUUCAGUUCUAAAUGUAGAAUGCCUUUAAGCCAAACAGGGUUUGCUUGGUGUUAAAUUUGUUGCACAUGUUGUUUGAUCAAGGAGCAACAGUCCAGCUCUUGCCGCUCAUGUGCGUGAUCAGAGCGGAGAGAUAAAACAGGGUGGGGUCCGGGCAGGCAGCCUGAAAAGUUUGUUGCCUUUCUGUUUAUAGUGUGUAGCAGUGCAGGCUUUAAGAUUGCACUGCUUGAAAAAAAAAACACUCAGUCUCAGGUGAUCUUCUCACUUGCCAAAUGAUGAAAACAAAAAUGGUGUAGAUUAUGUUGUGGUUGCACUGUUUCAGUUCAAGGAAGAAGUCUAUAGAAGGAAUAUCAGAUUCAAUAUUGAAAAACACAUUCAAUAAAGAGAGGAGGUAUGCACAAAGAUGCAAGGCAGCUUUCAAAGACUUAUGACAUUCCCUUUUUGUCCUGCUGCACCAGCAGCCAUAAUGUUUCUGCAGACCAGUGAAGCCAGAUAUGACCCAAAGGAUGGCACAGAUGCUUGAAAAGCCAAGCUGUAAAGCAACACAAGGACUCUGGAUCCUAUCCAGAGAUGUCCAAAUCCAGUUGAAAUGAGUUGUACAUUUGUUUUUAAAACUCAUUCAACUACAGAAGUAGUUUAGGCUCUGAUCAUGCUUGGCUUUCAUUAUUCUUUUCUGAAUUGAAACUAGAAAUCUGCUCAUGUCUGGUCGAGGUCUGGAGAAAGUUUAAACCGUUACCAAUGUAGAUAGUUGAAGUAGUGUUUUAAUUUGUAGAAUUAGUCAUAUGUGUGCAUGCACAGUUUGUGCAUUAUACAGUAGGUUCAUCUGUAACAUGAUGGGUUAAUGAUAGGGCAUUUUUUGGGGGAGCAAAGGGGUCUUAACAGUGGCCUUGAUGAAGAACUGAUCUUAACAUGCUUUAUCAUUUAUGUUGUCCUCACUAAUCAUCAUCCUAUUUUCUUUUAGUUUUAGAGAUUGCUGUUUAGUUUAAAAGGACAAAAAGGGAAAACCAAAAAGUCCUUCAAAGCGAGCGUUGAUCAUGCCACUUUUGAGUUGAACGGGUUUUGGAUUUGUUUUCAGUUAUUGGUUCUGAUGAUUACUGUUGGGCAUUCAGUGUUUGUUUUACAGGCAAACGACCAUUAGAUAAAUCCUGUCGUCUCGAUUAUUAUGGGAACAAUAGCUGCAGCACACCUUAGAGAAAUGGAUGACCCAUUUCAGAACUGAAGAAAAAAAGGAUCUGCUUCUCUGUUGUGUUUUAUAGUUUCAAAUUGAACCAAAAUUGGCCACUAAAGAAAGAAUAAGCUUAAAU